This is a messenger RNA of Meloidogyne enterolobii, 411 nucleotides long. Lineage: Eukaryota; Metazoa; Nematoda; Chromadorea; Rhabditida; Meloidogynidae. The record is from the annotation of a GenBank genome assembly.
UUAGCCUCACGUUCACUUCAAUUAAUUGCACUAUUUAUCCCUGCAUUAAAACAAUCUUUUGUGGAACAUUUACCUGUUGAACGACAAACAUCCCUACGACAUUUUGAUUCUACUGCGAGAGACUAUGCUGAUCAUAUUGGUGAAAUUAAAGAUAAAUUGCUUGGAAUGAUGGAUAGGGAAUUGCUUGUUGCAUUAGAAGAGUGGAAACCGGAAGGCAAAGCACCAACACCACAAUUUCAACAAAUAGUUAUGCAGAUUGGUAAAUUCUACAGCAGUUAUUCUUCUAUAAUGCCGCCAGAAUUAACUACCAAAAUGCUUCAUUUAAUACAUGAAAAUUUGAAACUUUAUUUUAAACAAAAUGUGCAUUCUAGAGGGGUUACUCCACACGAUUCUAUUGCUUAUGGGUACUAG